Messenger RNA from Capsaspora owczarzaki ATCC 30864, 1296 nucleotides. Its product is annotated as beta-ureidopropionase. NCBI's taxonomy places the organism in Eukaryota, Filasterea, Ministeriida, Capsasporidae. Gene Ontology annotation, molecular function: beta-ureidopropionase activity. The transcript has 5 exons. The coding region runs from base 30 to 1217 and encodes 395 amino acids. The record is from RefSeq and is a predicted model, not a curated record.
CCCCUCCCCCUUUUUGCACUUCUCUUCCAAUGUCCAUCAAGCCGUCCAGCGAGUCGCUCGAGAGCGUUGAAUCCGCGCUCAAAGAGCACCUCCCGCCUGCCGUCUAUGACGAGGUGCGCCGCGUGCUGUACGGCAAGCCCGUUGCUGAGCUGCCCAUUGCGCCAUCCGUUGCGGCGUCUGCGCAGUCCCAGGCCGCGUCCUUUGAGCUGAAGGCCUACUCGAUGGCCGCGCUCGCCACGAAGGAGCAGGUUCGCCAGCCCAGACUCGUCCGCAUCGGCCUCAUCCAGCACGCAACCCCGCUGCCCACCGACGCGCCAGUCCUCGAGCAGAUUGAAGCAAUUCACGCCAAGAUCGGACAGAUGGUCGACACGGCCGCGCAGCUCGGCGUCAACAUUGUUUGCUUCCAGGAGGCUUGGACCAUGCCUUUCGCAUUCUGCACGCGUGAAAAGGACCCCUGGCUCCAAUUCUCAGAGUCCGCUGAGACUGGCAAAACCACCCAAUUCUGCCAGUCCCUCGCAAAACGCUACAACAUGGUCAUCGUGUCGCCCAUUUUGGAGCGCGACGAAGUCCACAACGACACGAUCUGGAACACGGCCGUCGUGAUUAACAGCAACGGACGCGUGCUGGGCAAGCACCGGAAAAACCACAUUCCGCGCGUGGGCGAUUUCAACGAGUCGACCUACUACAUGGAAGGCAACACGGGCCACCCAGUGUUUGAAACGGCGUUCGGCAAGAUUGCCAUCAACAUUUGCUACGGUCGCCACCACCCGCUCAACUGGUUUAUGUUUGCCGUCAACGGAGCCGAGAUUGUCUUCAACCCCUCUGCCACCGUCGGUGCGCUCAGCGAGCCCAUGUGGUCCAUCGAGGCUCGUUGCGCCGCCAUUGCCAACUCGUACUACUCUUGCGGCAUCAACCGCGUCGGAACAGAGUCGUUCGCCAAUGAGUUUACCUCUGGUGACGGCAAGCCCGCGCACAAGGACUUUGGCCACUUUUACGGCUCGAGCUAUGUGACUGCACCCGAUGGCACCCGGACGCCUGGUCUGUCGCGUGUCCGCGAUGGCUUGCUCGUGACGGAGGUCGACCUCAACCUGUGUCGCCAAGUCAAGGACAAGUGGGGCUUCCCCAUGACCCAACGCCGCGACCUGUAUGCGGAAUCGCUGGCCGAGGCUGUGCGCUUGGAUUACAAGCCCCAGAUCAUCCGCGAGAAGCCCGAGUGAUGUGUUUGUGAGGGUGCUGGUUGCUGCUGUCCAAUAAAGCUGCGCGAAACCACCUGAUUGGGCGAUAGGUAUUGAAAUG